ACACUAAUUAAAGCCAAGUCGCCUAUGCUUUUGGUACAACCAACCAGACAAGGCAUAGAAAUAGCGGGCUAGAGAAAACCCCCAAAAGGGUACGUACAAUUCUAGUGUUUUCGCGAGUGAGAGAGAUGGUCGCGCGAUUUCUGUGGCGCGGCAAAAUUAAGCUAUUGUCAGCGGCGACGGCCUUGGGCGGCGGAGCUGGGGCGGCGGCGAUUGCCAACUCGGACGACCCCGGGACAGCCCUCAAGCUCUGCACCACCGUCCCUGUUCGCCUCCUGCGCGUCUCCGCCACUGCCGCCUCCAUUGCCUACGAUUACGAAUAUUCGUUGUGGGGAUUGCCAGAAGGUAGCAUUGAGAGAUCAAGAGCUAAGCAUGAAGUUCACAUCAGGGGCGCAUGUAGGCUUCAGGAACUAUGUUUUCAAAAUGGUGGAAUAUAUAUCAAGCUUGGUCAACAUAUUAGUCAGCUGGAGUACUUAGUACCUCAAGAGUAUGUCCAGAUAAUGAGGGAAUCCAUGUUGAAUAGAUGUCCAGUAUCAUCAUAUGAUCAAGUUUGUGAAGUUGUCAAGAGAGAGCUUGGAGGGGCGCCUGAUGACGUUUUUGAUGAGUUUGAUCCUGUCCCAAUAGCUAGCGCUUCCCUUGCGCAAGUUCACAUUGCUCGGACCCGUGAUGGUCAAAAAGUUGCUGUGAAGGUCCAGCAUGCUCACAUGACAGAUACUGCUGCUGCAGAUUAUGCUACCGUAGAGUUAAUUGUGAACACAUUGCAUUGGUUAUUUCCUUCUUUUGAUUAUAGGUGGCUGGUUGAUGAAGUCCAUGAAAGUUUGCCUAAGGAACUAGAUUUCUUAAUUGAGGCCAAGAACAGUGUAAAAUGUAUGGAUAACUUUCAGAAGUUAUCUCCUCGUAUUGCAGACUAUGUAUAUGCCCCAAGGGUAUACUGGAAUUUAAGUACCUCAAAACUGUUAACCAUGGAAUUUAUGGAAGGUGUGCAUAUAAAUGAUGUGAAGGCUAUUCAAAGACUUGGAAUCCAGCCAAGCGAUGUUGCAAAAUUAGUUAGUCAAACUUUUGCUGAAAUGAUGUUCAAACAUGGGUUUGUGCAUUGUGACCCCCAUGCUGCCAACUUGCUAGUUCGCUCUUUGCCUUCUGGCUCUUGGAGCAUUCUUGGAAAAAGAAAACCUCAGUUAAUAUUGCUAGACCAUGGUCUGUACAAAGAGCUUGACAUCCCCACUAGAACCAACUAUGCUGCACUCUGGAAGGCCUUGGUUUUUUCUGAUGCCAAAGCAAUAAAGGAAAAUAGUAUGAAAUUGGGUGCUGGGGAAGAUCUGUAUGUAUUGUUUGCAGGGGUCCUCACAAUGAGGCCUUGGAAUAGGGUCAUUGACCCAGCCGUAGAUCAUCUGGUCUUCCAAGGCAAUGACAGUGAUAAAUCAGAACUUCAGAUGUAUGCUUCUCAAUAUUUCUCUCAAAUCACAGAGCUUCUAAGGAGACUGCCUCGCGAUAUUCUGUUAAUGCUAAAGACAAAUGACUGCUUACGGGCCGUCAAUAAUUCUCUGAUACAAGGAGCUUCCCUUGAGAUGUUUUUUGUCAUUGGAAGGGUUUCUUCUGAGGCUGUUAUUGAGGCAAAGCUUUUACAAAAGAAGUCCUUCCUACGUUUGAUAAAUGUCUGGCUGGAGGAAGUUCUGUUAGAAAUUAGAUUUUCAUGUAUGCAGAUAGCCUACCGUCUUUUUCAACUCAGGAAAGCUUUGACCUGGUGAAAGGAAGUCAGUCAGCAUAAACACAUUUAGGUAGGGGAAACCCAUUUUUUAUAAGGUAGAUCCUUACAUUCUUUACACAGGCUGUUGGUCUCAUUCAAACUAGAUAUAUAGUUUGAGCAUAGAUUUGGAACUUAAAACGCCCUGGAGGGGUGUUAGGCAUAUUCUUUGUCUUCUUUUUGAUAGAUAAAAAAAAAACAUGAUGUUUGGUGAUACAUGAUUUGUUGUAAAAUCCCAUCAAUGGGGGGCAUUUGAUUAUAUUGAUGUAACAAAUAAUUUUUUGGGAUGUUGUAUCUGAUAAAUAAAAUCUGGGGAUUUUAGACUUGUUU
Messenger RNA from Ilex paraguariensis (yerba mate), 2068 nucleotides. The record is from the annotation of a GenBank genome assembly. NCBI's taxonomy places the organism in Eukaryota, Viridiplantae, Streptophyta, Magnoliopsida, Aquifoliales, Aquifoliaceae.